AUGUCGCAACAUGCCACCCCGGCGGACGGGGAGAAGUCCGUGGGCCCCAUGAAAGCUCGACGGGGAGGUAUUAACUUAGGGGGGAGGCAGAAGCUGUCCCGAAGUGAACUGCUCCGUCAUCCCGGGACCAUACGUUUCGCACCGUACUCCGCCCAUCACCGAAAAGUGCCUUCUAUGGAUACCUUUAAUACCACUAUACAACAAACAUUGGAAGCUCCAGGUAUGUGGAACGGCGUCUCAACAAAUCAGCCGAAUGCGGAUGCUCAAUCAGAGCCUUUGAGGAAUUUCUCUCCGGAGCCGGAUUUGGAUGAGACCCCACAAUCAUCAAACUUCCAGUAUGGUGAAGAAUACCGUGAUAACAACAACCACAACACCUGCAUCAAGAACAUCAAGCACCCAUUUUCAUUCACAAGGGGGAAGUACUUCUCAGGAUUCAACAUCAAUUUCACAAAAUGA
Molecule: messenger RNA, 456 nt
Organism: Histoplasma capsulatum G186AR
Lineage: Eukaryota; Fungi; Ascomycota; Eurotiomycetes; Onygenales; Ajellomycetaceae
Exons: 3
Coding region: 1-456 (151 amino acids)
Source: RefSeq, a predicted model, not a curated record